Messenger RNA from Capsella rubella, 891 nucleotides. Its product is annotated as protein DMP3. Bases 103 to 762 code for a protein of 219 amino acids. Lineage: Eukaryota; Viridiplantae; Streptophyta; Magnoliopsida; Brassicales; Brassicaceae. The record is from RefSeq and is a predicted model, not a curated record. Gene Ontology annotation, biological process: endomembrane system organization. The transcript has a single exon.
GUUCUAAUUUGUAUAUAUUAUACCAUCAUAAUCAUCUGUAUUAAGUCCCCAAAACAGAGAAGAAACGAAACACAGAGAAAAAUUAAGACAACUGAAAAAAACAUGUCUUCAUCAUCUUCCCUAACACAGAGAAACCCAAUUACUUCGCAGCCAAAUGACUCACAAGAGCAUUCAGAAUCUGUUCCACAGCUAAGGAGACAACGUUCGACAUCUCAACGUGCCAUGUCACAGACGCUUACUUCAGCUGCAAACUUAGCCAAUCUCCUCCCCACCGGAACGCUCUUAGCUUUCACGCUCCUCAUACCCGUCUUCACAUCAAACGGCUCGUGCGACCACGCCACCCGCGUUUUAACCACGGUGCUCUUGACGCUUCUUGCCAUUUCUUGCUUCCUCAGCUCCUUCACGGAUAGCGUCAAGGCUGAAGACGGUAACGUGUAUUACGGUUUUGCUACUCGUAAGGGCAUGUGGGUUUUUGACUACCCUGACCCUAACGGUUUAGGUUUACCUGAUCUUAGUAAAUACCGUAUAAGGAUCGUCGACUGGAUCCACGCUGUUCUGUCGGUUCUUGUGUUCGGUGCGGUGGCUUUGAGGGACAAGAACGCCGUUAGUUGUUUUUAUCCGGCGCCAGAGCAAGAAACCAAGAAGGUUUUGGAUAUUGUUCCCAUGGGUGUUGGCGUUUUAUGCGGCUUGUUGUUCUUGGUUUUUCCGGCGAGAAGGCACGGUAUCGGAUAUCCGGUCACCGGAGACGGUGGCCGCCGUUAGAUUCUCUAUUUAUUUUCAGGAAAAAUGUAAACAAAUGAUUCUUUUAAUUUUUAUUUCACGGUUGACAAAUAUUCGUUUAUGUGAUCAUUUCGUGUUAUGAUUUGUCUUUUAUGUGUAUUCCUUCUUAUC